GUGGACAGCUCAGUAUAUGUUUCUUCCCGGGAACCGAGAAAGAGAGAGGGAGAGGGAGAGGGAGAUGGCGGAUUCCGGCGAGCAGUUCGACGUGGUAGUCGUCGGAGCAGGAAUAAUGGGAAGCUGCGCCGCUUACCACCUGUCGAAGCGAGGCCUCAAGACCCUUCUCCUCGAGCGCUUCAGCUUCCUCCACCACCUCGGCUCCUCCCACGGCGAGUCCCGCACCGUCCGCGUCACCUACCCGGAGCCCUACUACCCCGGGAUGGUCGCCGAGUCGAUCCGCCUCUGGCGUGAGGCCGAGUCGGAGAUCGGUUUCCGCGUCUAUACCCAGACGCCCCAACUCGACAUGGGUGCCCGCGACAACCCGACCCUCCAGUCCCUCGUCGCCGUCUGCCAGCAGAACCGGAUCGAGCACCGGCUCCUCAGCCCCGCCGACGUCGCCGCGGAGUUCGGCGGAGCGUUCCACCUCCCGGACGGCUGGAUCGGCGUUGUGACCCGGGAUGGAGGCUUCGUCAAGCCCACCAAGGCCGUGGCCAUGUUCCAGGCCCUCGCCCUCCGCCACGGCGCGGUUCUGACGGACCACCAAGAGGUCACAGCCGUCGCCAGGCAAGAGGACGGCAGUCUCGCGGUCUCCACGAAGACCGGCCGGCAGUUCCGCGGGAGGAAGUGCGUCGUGACCGUCGGCGCGUGGGCCGGCGAGCUGGCGCGAGAGUUCUCUGGGGCUUGCGUGCCCGUGCAGCCGCUGCACACUACCGUCUGCUACUGGAAGAUCAAGGACGGCGAAUCCGCCUCCAAGUUCUUGCCUGAGAACGGUUUCCCGACGUUCGCUUGCUACGAUGAGCCGUACAUCUACGGCACCCCCACGGCGGACUUCCCAGGGCUACUCAAAAUUGCCAUCCACGGCGGCCAGCCGUGCGACCCCAACCGGCGGGAUUGGUCCACGAACUUGGAGCUGCUUCGGCAUGCGGCGUCGCCGUGGAUUCGGGCACGGUUUGAGGGUGCAGUGGAGGCCCAAGAGCCGGUGUUGGUGCAGGGCUGCAUGUACUCCAUGACGCCGGACGAGGACUUCGUGGUCGACUUCCUCGGCGGCGAGCUCGGAAAGGACGUGGCCAUCGCUUGUGGGUUUUCCGGUCACGGGUUCAAGAUGGGUCCUGUGAUGGGGAGGAUUCUAGCGGACCUAGUCACGACUGGCGAAGCCCAAGGAGUUGACCUCAGCCAUUUCAGGUUGGGUAGAUUCAAGGACAACCCCAAAGGCAACUCCAAAGAAUAUGGGGACCAAGUUUCAUCUUAUUCUCAGGCAUCGUAAAAUUCAGAGUGUGGUGAUUCUGUGUUGGCCAUGGCUGCCGUGUAAUGGUUACUCCAAAGAAUAUGGGGAGCAAGUUUCAUCUUAUUCUUAGGCAUUCUAAAAUUCAGAGUGUGGUAAUUCUGUAUUGAACAUGGCUGUGUUGUCAUGGUAACUCCAAAUAAUAUGGCGACCAGGUCCCAUCUUAUUUCUCAGGCAUCCUGAAAUUUACAGUGUGGUAGUUGUCUGUCAUGGUGAUGGAUGCUUCUGAAAAUGGUAUGGUCACUCCGUGACGAUGGGCUUUCAGAGAGCAAGUGGAAUAAUUGGCUGCCACAAAGAGUGACAUCUACUAGGCACUCUGUGUAGGUCGCCUCUUGCUGUUGGCUGCUGAUUCCUCGCUCUCUGUUAUCUCUCUUUUCUGUUAUAAGAUCGGCUUGCAAAGCCUUUUAUUUUAAUAUAUCAUUCCAUUUCGUCGUUA
Nymphaea colorata (pocket water lily) is the source of this 1760-nucleotide messenger RNA. Its product is annotated as probable sarcosine oxidase. NCBI's taxonomy places the organism in Eukaryota, Viridiplantae, Streptophyta, Magnoliopsida, Nymphaeales, Nymphaeaceae. The record is from RefSeq and is a predicted model, not a curated record. Bases 17 to 1306 code for a protein of 429 amino acids. Gene Ontology annotation, molecular function: sarcosine oxidase activity; flavin adenine dinucleotide binding. The transcript has a single exon.